Messenger RNA from Cinclus cinclus, 1119 nucleotides. RefSeq names its product par-6 family cell polarity regulator beta (gene PARD6B). NCBI's taxonomy places the organism in Eukaryota, Metazoa, Chordata, Aves, Passeriformes, Cinclidae. The transcript has 3 exons. The record is from RefSeq and is a predicted model, not a curated record. Gene Ontology annotation, molecular function: protein kinase C binding. Gene Ontology annotation, biological process: regulation of cellular localization; establishment or maintenance of cell polarity; centrosome cycle. The coding region runs from base 1 to 1119 and encodes 372 amino acids. Gene Ontology annotation, cellular component: nucleus; apical plasma membrane; cell cortex.
AUGAACCGGGCUCAGCGCGGGGCCGCGGGCAGCCGCGGCCUGGGCACCAUGGAGGUGAAGAGCAAGUUUGGGGCAGAAUUUCGACGAUUUUCUCUGGAGAGAUCCAAACCUGGCAAGUUUGAGGAGUUCUAUGGAUUAUUGCAGCACGUGCACAAGAUCCCAAACGUUGAUGUUCUGGUGGGAUACACAGACAUUCAUGGAGACCUGCUGCCUAUCAAUAACGAUGACAAUUAUCACAAAGCAGUUUCUACAGCUAAUCCUCUACUCAGGAUUUUCAUUCAGAGAAAAGAAGAUGCAGACUACAGUGCCUUUGGGACAGACACCAUGAGCAGGAAGAAGAACGUCUUAUCCAACGUGCUACGUCCAGAUAACCACAAGAAGAAGCCCCACAUUGUGAUCAGCAUGCCCCAGGACUUCAGGCCCGUGUCGUCCAUCAUAGACGUGGAUAUUCUGCCCGAGACGCACCGCAGGGUGCGGCUCUACAAGUACGGCACCGACAAACCCCUGGGCUUCUACAUCCGCGACGGCUCCAGCGUCAGGGUCACCCCGCACGGCCUGGAGAAGGUGCCGGGCAUUUUCAUCUCCAGGCUGGUCCCCGGGGGGCUGGCUCAGAGCACGGGCCUGCUGGCCGUCAACGACGAGGUGCUGGAGGUGAACGGGAUAGAGGUGUCAGGGAAAAGCCUGGAUCAGGUUACGGACAUGAUGAUCGCAAACAGCCGCAACCUGAUCAUCACGGUCAGACCCGCCAACCAGAGGAACAACGUGGUGAGGAACAGUCGGACUUCGGGCAGCUCCGGCCAGUCCACCGAGUCCAGCCUUCCCAGCAGCACCCCCAACAUUCUGGGCAAUCUGCUGCAAGGAGAGGAGGAGAGCGAUGAGGAGGACAUUAUUAUUGAAGACAGUGGUGAGCCACAGCAGAUCCCAAAAGCUGCACCCACCAGCGAAAGCAUAGAAUCCUUAUCUCAAAUUGAACUCCUCCACGGGUCCACACAAAAUGGAUUCCUUCCUUCCAGUGAGAUGAACUUGAAUCACUCAGCAGGCAGCAUUAGCGUGGAGCAUGAAGUACCGGAGCCGGGGCGCAAGUCCUUAGAAGAAGAUGGAACCAUAAUAACACUAUGA